AAUCAAUCGAUGCUUUUAAAACUACAUCUGAUUCGUAGGAAUUGUUUGCUUGAAUCCAUGAUAUACAAUAGAAUGGCAGUCAGGAUAUGCCUGGUAAUGGAAAGUAUUGGAGACGUUAAAACUGAAUAUUAAAGAUGACCUGCUUCAUUUCCCGAGCAGUUUUGACGUUAAUAACCUGUCUUCAACUAUCAGACAUUUGCGCUGAUGCGUUUACGUACCAUGUCGCCUUCUUGGGAACUGGUAUGUACAAGCUACAAGAUACCUUUGCGCGAAUUACCUUCUCUGUGGAGGGAGGUAUGUACACUGUGCCGAUGCUGACGACAGCUGUUGGGUCCUGUAGUCCGGUGGACCAUUACAACGAACACGCUGACACAAACCAUAUAUACAGCUUCACCAACAGCUCUGGAUGCAUCGAACUCCUCCCGUCUGGCGUCGGUAUUUUCCGAAGCGCAGUAAAGGUGGAGCUUGAUAACGCGGCCUUGGGAACGACGGUUCACGUUGUUGAUGAUUCUACGUAUAUCGAUGAUCGGGCGUAUUUGGCAAUCCCGGAUGAAUACCUCGGUACGGACUAUUACGUCGUCACCUAUUGUGCGUUUGAUGGUAUAUGCCAGUUUGCGAUUACACCCGUUGAGAACAAUACCCUUGUGACUGUGGUUUUCCCCAAAGACCUCGUUGGUGUUGUUAAUUGCGAUUCGCUAAAUGUUUCCGCCGGUGAGCCCCUUGUCUUUCUUUUGGACGAGUUUGACGUCCUCCAUUUCGAGAGCGUUUCCGACUUUAGCGGCACACACGUACAGUCAGACAAAAACGUGGGCGUGGUAGUCGGCGCCCGCAACAUAAGCACAGGCUUUAUGGACAUAUACGGGAGCAUGAUGGAGCAGAUAACGCCGGUCAACAGAUGGGGAAAGAAUUUUGUUGUUGCACCCAACCCAGCUAACGAUGCUGGUGACUUCGUCAAGAUUGUUACUAAAGCAGACAACACUAAGGUACAGAUAACGGGCUAUUCCCCGUUCAUUGUGGCACAGGCGGGUUCGGCCGUAGAGUGGCGAAUUGACUGGGGUAUGAACAGUUUAAUUGAGGUGAGCCUUCCAGUGAUGGUUAUACAGAUAAUGUCUGUCAAUCUGUACAACGAUACAGCUGACGUCAUGGGGACACCUAGCAUGUUGCUUGUCCCGUCGCUGUCUCAGUGGACGUACAACACAGUGGUUAAUCCAUGUAAUUCAACAGCUACAGUUGUGUCGUCAUCAUAUUAUGACGUCAUACCAUCAGCUUCAGAAAAUGAGACAAUCGAUUUAGUAGAAGCCACCAACAUAACCAUUAAGUCAUUUCCUAAUACAAACGCUAAGACGUUUGUUACUAUUUUGGGCAGUUUUACGACGUACGCUGUGUGUGGGGAAACGUCAGCGUUUCCGCUCGACGUCGAUUGGAUGGCGGAAAGCGAGGACUGUGGAACAAGUGUCUCUUUCCCAGGGGACGGAGUGGACAAUGACUGUGACGGGCAGACGGACGAGGAUGUGUGCACAGCGGCUGGUCUAGGGAUUCAAUUUAAUGCAGAAAACAACUUUACAACUGGUAAACAGACGACACGGACGAUACACGUGCAAGGCGCUUCCUACUUCCCGUAUACAGUCAGCACGUGCAGCAGUGUGGCGCAUCUCACUUUUCUAACGGAAAGUCAGGAUAUAUACACUUCCAUACAGGUAUUAGACGAUGACGUUUUAGUGACGAGCUGUGAUCCCGAGUGCUUUCUCGUCUUAAAUGUUUCGGACACGCGCGGCGUCACGUGCGCACCACGCACCUUCAUUCUGGAGCAGGUGCACGAUGACGUCACCAAAACAACGUUCAACAAACUGACGUUGCCAGGUCUCACUUCGAAGAACUGGACGAGUCUAACCAACCUGUACUACAACGACCUUAUACUGUCUUCCCUUGUGGGACAGUCCAACUUCACACUUCAAUUUAGUGAUAAAGAUUGUGGGAAGAUCUAUAGCGGUGCUGGAGUACCAAACAAUUUUGGAACUGAAUUCAUUAUUCCAACAUCCCCUGACUUUGAUUUGUAUAUAACAUCCGGUACGAAUGGGGCAACGGUCUCGUACGGCAAUGGCAGCCUCGUCAUAGCUCCAACAAGCACGAAGACUUUAUGCAGAGCUGAGGUCGAAAAUUCCAUCAAUGCGAAUGAACAGUUAUACAUAACGUCAACAUUCGAGGUGUCGGUGUACAUGGUAGAGCAUGCAGAAACACCAGCUACAGCCUACAGGAUACUACCAAAUGACAUACUGGGACCUUCCUAUCUUAUCUUUCCGGGAACGAUGUGCUACGUCCACGCAUUCAUGGCACCAGUGAAUAUGGAUCAUCUAAAUAUACACAUUUCAUUUCAAAAUUACCAAAUGGGUGAGUAG
Mya arenaria is the source of this 2396-nucleotide messenger RNA. RefSeq lists its product as uncharacterized. Bases 135 to 2396 code for a protein of 753 amino acids. The transcript is spliced from 11 exons. The record is from RefSeq and is a predicted model, not a curated record. Lineage: Eukaryota; Metazoa; Mollusca; Bivalvia; Myida; Myidae.